Lineus longissimus is the source of this 2648-nucleotide messenger RNA. Its product is annotated as actin-57B-like. NCBI's taxonomy places the organism in Eukaryota, Metazoa, Nemertea, Pilidiophora, Heteronemertea, Lineidae. The coding region runs from base 83 to 934 and encodes 283 amino acids. The transcript has 2 exons. The record is from RefSeq and is a predicted model, not a curated record.
CCAGGCAUUCGUCUGCAGUGGAGGACAGCAUCCGGGGAUAGCGACCACCACUAACAUUUUACUUCUCUCACUGAGCGUUAGAAUGUGUGAUGACGAGAUCCAGUUUCUAUUUUUAGACUAUGGGAGCGAAAUGUUUGGCGCUGGGUUCCCUGGAGAGGAUAGUCCGAAGGUCUCUUUCCCGGCGGUCGUUGGAAGGCCAAAGGAAGCUGAUGGUGGGAAACCGGUCGUCGGUGAAGAAGCCCAGAAAAAUAAAGAUCUGAUGAAUCUGGAGUGCCCGACCAGGCACGGUGCCAUCACGAACUGGACCGACAUGGAGCUGAUCCUUCAUCAUGGCUUCGAGCAGCUGCAGGUGAUUCCCGAAGAACACCCAGUCCUGAUCACAGAUCAUUCCCUCCACACCAAUGCUGACAGGGAAAAAUUGGUUAAGAUGAUGUUUGAGACUUUCAAAGUCCCAGCUCUGUAUGUUGCCGACCAGGCUGUGCUGUCACUCUUUGCAUCAGGUGCCACCGAUGGAGUUGUGUUCGAGUCCGAUGCCGACUGCAGCGCCGUCAUCCCGGUCUCCGAAGGCAGCGUUAUCCGUGAGGCGGUCCUCAGUGUCGACAAGACUGACAUGGAAGUAGACGAGAUCGCAAAGAUGAUCAAUGACAGCAUCGAGAAAUGCGAUGCCGCUAUCCACAGCAAGCUGUACGGCAACAUCCUCAUGCCUAAGGAAUCGACCCCGGGAUUGGCGAACCGCUUGAGAAAGGAGUUGGAUACCCUCGCCGAAGGGCAGACAGUCAACGUGACUGUCCCGGAGACCGGGUGCUCACCUUGGCGUGGUGGGUCUAUGAUUGCCUCUCUCUCUACCUUUAAACAGAAAGCGAUCAACAAGGAAAAGUACGAAGAAAUAGGCCCGGCAGCUGUCGCCAAUAGCUUUGAGGCCGUCACCAAGUAGUGUCAAGCAAUGGCUCCUUUUAAUGUCCACUUAGAAAAAAAGGGCAUAAUAGAAUCUUUUGUUUCGGACAUUCUAUCCUGAGGAUAUAUCAAACUACUACACCAGUUCCGCUUUAAAUAUUUCAGCAGCUAUAUGUAUAUAUGAUAUUUGGAAUGGUCAAUAGUCAGAAUGUUUGGAACCUGAUUUCGUUUCGUAAUUGGUUCCCCAUAUCACAUUUUCGACUUGUAAGGCAGUAACUAUAUCCAGGCAAAUAUUGAACACCGUUACAACUUUUUAUUUGAUAAUUCCUUAGAAAUGGUAAUUUCAUACGACGCAUAAUGUGUAGCUAUACUGCAAUUUUAAAAGAAUGAACCUUUGAACCUCCUUGUAACAAAACAUAUUCGCUGCCGAAAAUACGAAUAUUACUUCGCAUCAUCUUUCAAAAUCUAAUGACGUAUUGAAUAUCAACCAAAAAAGCAAUAGCUCAGGUGACCUGAUUGAAUGCAAAUAUUUUAUAUACAGGUACAAGUAUAGAUAUAUGGCAAACAGUCAUUUAGAGUUCGCACGGUUUCUUCUCGUCCGAUAUUUUUGCCUGCAUUUUUACUUUUUACUCUGGUUUCUUUCCUGGUGACCGUGGCGACUGUCAGCAUAUCGUUCACGCGCGACUGAUCCUUUGUUGGUAGCAGCGUCGAGGCAGGUUUAAAAUCAGUAUACUUCACGGCAGUAGCAUUUCCGUCUUUAAAAGAUGUGUCCUCAAAAUACCAAGAGACUAGAAUUAUAGAUGAUUGAAAUUCGAGGGAUGUAAUUCUAAAGAUGUUCUCAAUCUGGUAAAGCAACUUCCAUCAUCAUCAUCAUCAUCAUCAUCGAAGCCUCUUAUCGCAGUUUUUGAUUUAUUUAUGGUGAUAACAGUUUUGAUGGGAACUUUAGGUCACGCAAGGUAAACCGAACUUACACGUGUAACAUGGACACCCCUGUGAUCAAGACAGCUGCAUUCAUCUAGGGUGUCUAUGUUAUGCCUGUUUAGGUCGAAUCGAAUGCUAUAUUGCAUUGACGACCUCUCGCGUUGAGGAUGCCUUGGUAUACUUUCAAUGGUUAUCAUCAAAAUGCGCAGUUCAAGAACAAAGCUGCAGUGUACAUGUGAGCCUUUACAAGACCAGAGUCUUUCGAAUUAUAGACUUUGACAAGACCAAAGCCAACUGGUAAGCCAGGAAAAACCAACAUUGUCAUAACUAUUUAGCACGCCAAGAGCAUCAUGUGAUAAAGUGCUGUUCAUGUUCGACUUAAACUAUGGUUCUCAUAUACCAAUGAGUACAGUUGCGUCGUUUAAGUUGAAGUGAUCAAGACUUUACUACAAUAUGAUUACAUCGAUCACGAACUUAUGAUGUCUUGUUUAGAAUAGAAGUCCGUUCAUCCACUCCUGAAUCGUCAGCCUCAGUUUCGGAUGUAUCGACUCACAUGCGAUGGGUAUCUUUCCCGGGUGAUCAGUGAUAGGUAGCGGGGACUAUCCAUCCGGCACUCUGAAGCUAAGCCCGUGGGACACAACAGCUAAGAUUUGGUUGAGCACAAAUAACAAGCACAAAGAUGCCAGAACGUCUGAAUUUGUUUUAUUGCCUUUCGUGCAGAAUGGUUGAAAUUGUGUGUCCAUUUUGAAAUGCAUGUAUAGGUAGUGUUUUUGUAAGAAUAUUUGUCUGCGGAACCUUUAUGCGUACUAUCAAAAAGAUACAAAUGUAUAAGA